Messenger RNA from Oncorhynchus gorbuscha (pink salmon), 1595 nucleotides. It is a transcript of the gene ppa2, whose product is annotated as inorganic pyrophosphatase 2. Gene Ontology annotation, molecular function: magnesium ion binding; inorganic diphosphate phosphatase activity. Gene Ontology annotation, biological process: phosphate-containing compound metabolic process. The transcript is spliced from 12 exons. Gene Ontology annotation, cellular component: cytoplasm. The record is from RefSeq and is a predicted model, not a curated record. NCBI's taxonomy places the organism in Eukaryota, Metazoa, Chordata, Actinopteri, Salmoniformes, Salmonidae. Bases 82 to 1107 code for a protein of 341 amino acids.
AACACAUUCAGGAGCAACGCAGCAUCGACGUGGGGAAAUACUCAACGGGAAGCAGGAACUAAAUGAAAAGAAGCCACUAUCAUGCGUUUGCUUCUGCGCUCUUCGCUAUGGUACACAUCGGCAUUUCUUGGUUCGCAUACUGCCUUUAAAAGUGAGCUUGUCACACAAGCAAUUACCUCAUAUCUGAUAAAAACGAUGCAUUAUCAAACCGAAGAGCGAGGACGACCGAACUCCUCUGACUACAGGAUAUAUUUUAAAACCUCUGACGGGAAAUACAUCUCUCCCUUUCAUGAUAUUCCACUUAUCGCCGAUGGAGAUCAGGAAAAUGAUGUGCCAUCUAAAAAACUGAAGAAGAAUGACAAUGAGGUUCUGUAUAACAUGGUUGUGGAGGUGCCUCGAUGGUCAAAUGCCAAAAUGGAGAUUGCAACCAAGGAACCACUGAACCCAAUCAAGCAGGAUAUGAAGAAGGGCAAACUCCGAUACGUGGCCAACGUGUUUCCUCAUAAAGGUUACAUCUGGAACUACGGGGCGCUGCCACAGACAUGGGAAGACCCGAACCACACGGACAAGGACACCAAGUGCUGCGGUGACAACGACCCCAUAGACGUCUGCGAAAUCGGCACGCUGGUGUGUUCCCCAGGUCAGGUAAUCCAGGUGAAAGUGCUAGGGGUUCUGGCCAUGAUCGACGAGGGAGAGACGGACUGGAAGCUAAUAGCCAUCAACGCUGAUGACCCAGAGGCCCCCAGCCUUAACAGUAUCGAGGAUGUCCGUAAGAGCAGAUCGGGUCAUUUGGAGGCCACGGUCGACUGGUUUAAAAAAUACAAGGUGCCAGACGGCAAGCCCGAAAACCAGUUUGCGUUCAAUGGACAGUUCAAAGACAAGGACUUUGCUAUGGAGGUCAUUAAGUCCACUCACGAGCACUGGAGGGCACUGGUGCGGAAGCAGACUAAUGGUGGCGAGAUAGAUUGUAAAAACGUCUCUGUCUGCGAGAGCCCUUUCAAAUUCACUGGGGAGGACGCCUGCAAUGUGGUCAAAUCGGCUCCUGCUGGUGGCGAGGCACUUCCUGUACCUCCAGAAGUGGACAAGUGGCAUUUCCUUUCCAAGUGAUUCUGGACUGAAGUCCUGCGACGUAAAAAGCUGAGAACUUUUGUCCAAUGUUCAGAUGAAGCACUUCAAGUACUGUAUUUUUUUCUAUUGUUACUGCAAAUGUUUUAGUAUUCAGCUGAUUUGGUUAUUCCCAUCUAAAUUUGUAAAUGAUUAUAUCAUGUUUUAUUGCAUUAUGUUUGAGACUGAUGUUCUUGUACAGACAGACAGGCCUAUUGUAUUUUAUUUAAAAGUGCCAAAGUGCAUUUCAGUAAUGGGUUGUAUGCUAUUGAAAUUAGAAAACAUUCUUUGAUAUUCAUAAUUUCAUACGUAGAAUGUAUGCACACAUGACUGUAAGUCGCUUUGGAUAAAAGCGUCUGCUAAAUGGCAUAUAUUAUAAUUUCUCAAUUCGAAAACUACAUUUGCACAGUUUUCUUUGUAAGGUAUCCAAAGGUUCGAUCCACCUUCUUUUGAUAAAUAAAAGCAUCCAGGUGCGAGACGCCUUCGAUUGA